Messenger RNA from Symbiodinium natans, 312 nucleotides. NCBI's taxonomy places the organism in Eukaryota, Dinophyceae, Suessiales, Symbiodiniaceae. The record is from the annotation of a GenBank genome assembly.
AUGCUUAAACGCUGCAUGCAGCCAUUGCCAAGUUCUCGGGGCCACGUGGCGGCGCAAGUGGAACUGGGCGGGCACUAUUGCGCACUGCUGCCGGAAGGUUCUCAAGAAGCCACGUCGCCCAAUCUCUCUUUCACCUCAUUCUCCGCGCUCUCUGCAAAGGUGAUGGCACGGCAGAAGAGGUCGAUAGUUCUGUGUUCUUUCAGGGAGCAGGGAACAGAGGAAGAGCGCAGCCUAUGGCUGGCGGGCUUCCAUGGAAGAGCAGGGAGCGUACGCGAAAGAAAAUGCGGAAAUCAGAGCAACGAAAACAGUUGA